Papaver somniferum (opium poppy) is the source of this 1590-nucleotide messenger RNA. RefSeq lists its product as uncharacterized. The record is from RefSeq and is a predicted model, not a curated record. Gene Ontology annotation, molecular function: nucleic acid binding. The transcript is spliced from 5 exons. Bases 177 to 1025 code for a protein of 282 amino acids. Lineage: Eukaryota; Viridiplantae; Streptophyta; Magnoliopsida; Ranunculales; Papaveraceae.
GAACAAAAAAAGCAACCGUAGCAGCUCCUCCGUCUCUGCUUAGAGGUAGAGACCGAAAGACAGAGGUAGAGACCGAAAGACACCUGCAUCUUUCUCAAACGGCUUGAUAUAUUUCUAAGGGAAGUCAUGACGACGUUCAGAAAGUUUAGCUUGGAUGAUGUGUUUAACUAACACCCAUGCUAAUGGAGUCGGGUGACCUGGAACAAGCUAUCUGUCUUCCCAAUUCUGUUCUUAUUGCCAAAGGACCUGGAGGAGCAAUGGAGUUGAUAUCUUGCUUGGACAAAGAUAUGGACAUAGAAAUAGACACUAAGCGGAGUACUACGUUUGACGGCGAAAUGGUUGCAGGCUUUCCAUACUUGUCGUAUAAGGAUGCAUUCUCUCUUUCUCCAUCCUCGAAGGAGCUUAAGGUGAACAGUAAAACAACCCUGAAAGUGAAUGUAGAUCAUUCAUCAUACAUAGAGGACGAAGUUGUACAGUGGACGAUAAUUCCUGAAUGCUUCAGUCAGUACAGUAGUAUUCCUAAGUAUUUCAUGUUUGCAGAAAAAUUAGACUCCUCUUAUGAGGAUGAGUUCCUUGGAAAACAAGACAUAAUUAGAGUAUAUGUUUGCCAGUUUCUGAAGAACCAUACACUGUUUGUUGAUGGGGCCUAUAGGUCCGACGCCUGUUUUGAUGGACGCAGAGGUGGGCUUGGCGGUGUUUACAGGAUUCCCGGGGGGAUAUUGGAAAGGUGUUUUUUGGGGGUAUCGAAUUAUGAACAGGAUGAUUGUUUCUUCUACGAGUUAGAAGCGGUCUUAACAGGACUUGGUAUGGUGGUUGAUUGUCCACAGGUUCCAGAAAAGUUAACCGUUGUUUGUGAUAAUGGGGAUGUUGUAGAGCAGAUGCAGAAACUGUUAACAAAGAAGAACUGGGAUGAGAUACGUAAGCGACAGUCUCUUCUAGAGAAAGCAGAGAAAGAGAAGAAAGAUGAUGAAGCUUAUGAACCCGUAAAAUAUAAAGAGAGCCCAAGUGAACGAGCCCCCCCGUAGACAAACUGAAGUUACAGAUUUUAGAGCUAAUGGUGAAGCACUGGACCCCUGAAACUAUUGAGUUUGAACACACCUACAGGGAGGGGAACUCCCCUGCCAACUAUUUGUCUCAUCUGGCGACGGUUAUUGGAGUUGUUAUUUGGGGACGAUCAAGUGCAGAACUGGAUGCUUACCUUCAGUAUCUCCUGAAACGCGACCUCCUUGGGUACUAUUUGAGAUUCGGCAAAACCUACAGAUUUAUUCAGAGGAGAAUAGAGGCUAUGAAGAAAGCAACAGCUCCUCGUCCCUGAUCAUAGCAAUUUUGUCAAGCUGUGUGAUACGAACAGGUAGCAAUGCAGUGGUAAUGUCUUGAUAUAUAUGAGCAAAUUUAUUUAUUUUUUUUGACUCUGACAUACUGGUGGUUAUACGGUUUUGCUCGAGAAACCAUAAAUAUCACUACACUAACUGAAAAUACAGUGAGAUAUUUUAGUAGACCCGUAAUGAGAUCAUAACUUUCUUUUUAUGUUGUCAGUUUAUCUAUGAAUAGCUAAUGACAGAUGAGAAUACAUGAUUAGUCUCACAACUA